Molecule: messenger RNA, 587 nt
Organism: Labrus bergylta (ballan wrasse)
Lineage: Eukaryota; Metazoa; Chordata; Actinopteri; Labriformes; Labridae
Source: RefSeq, a predicted model, not a curated record
CGCACUUUUACUUGCACCCUUUUUCCAACCCAGUUUCUAAAUCGCGGAAGUUCAGAUUCUGUGUUGAUGUUUUUUUGUACAGUACGCAGGAACAGUGUCAAUUUUUAAAGUGUUUUUAUCGCCAGACUACAAAUUAACAGAAAGAUUAGAGGCGAGACUUCCGGUUAAGAAAUGGAGGACGACGCUCCUGUCAUUUACGGACUCGAGUUUCAGGCUCGUGCACUUACAGCCCAGACAGCUGAAACUGAUGCCAUUCGUUUUCUCGUCGGUACUCAGUCACUGAAAUUUGACAACCAGAUCCACAUCAUUGACUUUGAUGAUGAGAAUAACAUCAUUAAUAAGAAUGUCCUUCUGCACCAAGCUGGGGAGAUAUGGCACAUUGGCGCCAGUCCUGCAGAUAAGGCUGUGCUCACCACCUGCUAUAACAAAACCAGUGACAGCAGGGUGGUGUCCUGUGCGGCGGUAUGGCGGAUGCCCUCCGAUUGGGAAACAGGGAGCCACGAGUCACCUGACGACUCCGCCCACAACCCCCAGACCCUGGAGCUGCUCUGUCACCUAGACGACAGCGCACACAGCAACGCCGCCUG